Messenger RNA from Physella acuta, 816 nucleotides. RefSeq lists its product as uncharacterized. The record is from RefSeq and is a predicted model, not a curated record. Lineage: Eukaryota; Metazoa; Mollusca; Gastropoda; Physidae.
AUGCUAAUAGCCAUCAAAGACAGAAAACAAGCCUGCCAACACUGCUCAUCAACAGCACACUGGACCAACCAAUGCCAUAUCCUCAACCCAGAAGCAACACCCAAGAAUCAACCUUCAUCACAACCGGAAGCACCACCUACUCCACAAUCCUCUAAGCCCAGCAGUCUUCAGAACUCCCCAAUCAAGGACGCACAAGCAAGCCCCAAAACGUCGCCCAAAAAACAGCCCCCAGUUCAAAAUCUAGCGCCACCCAUCCAGCCAGCACCCACAUCGACCAGCGAGCAAGCAAUGCCACCCUCCCAACCAUCACCUACAUCAUGCAGUAAGCAAGCAGCAACACUCGCCCAGCCAAUAACAUCUCCAAGUAGCCAACAAACAGAAUUCAAGAAACCAACUAACCCACCCAAACCGCCAAGCUUAUCAACAACCCCAAGCAAACAGGGAAAAACAGUAAACACGGAAUCAGAGAUGUACACCGAAACAGAUUUAAAACGGAAAAAGGAUAGCCCCACAGAGGCAAAAAGUACAAAGAGUAUAAAAACGGAAAAACAACUUCACGGAAAAACACACUGCAGGUUUUGUACCUUACGCUACAAAACAAUUUUAGAGUUGGAAAAGCAUGAAAAAGAAAUGCACGAAAAAACCUUACAGUGUAAGAUAUGCUCAGGGGAGGCCCCCUCAGGUAGAAGGUCCUUCCAUGACGUAUCCAAGCACUAUAGGGAAAACCACCCUAACGAAACAUUGUACACAUGCAGCAUUUGCACCGUGUGCCUCCCACUGCACGCCAUACAGGUACACACAGAAAUUCUUCAUUAG